AUGAGAAUAUAUAACGAGAACUCUGAGAGCUCCUCCUCAAAUGCUGCUAAAUUAGAAAAUUCCGAUACAACUGGAUAUUCUAAAGAAGCUUCUUCAACAAUAAGACAGCGUCGUCGUCCUUCUUUUAAUAAUAUUUCGGCAUCUAAAGGAACGUCAAAAAACAAUGAUGGCAGGUCGCAAAAUAAUAAACAAUUAACAUACUAUUUGGUGGCGUUGUUUGUUUUCUUAUUGUUACUUAUAAAAAUGCGAUCUGGACAAAAUAUUUCUCAAGUUGAGGAAGGGCUCAACUUUGAAAGUAUAACCAAGAUAUUUAAUUCUGGUUCUGAGAAAUUAUCGUCUCUUGCAAUUCCAGGCACAGUAUUUGCAUAA
This is a messenger RNA of Dentiscutata erythropus, 369 nucleotides long. Lineage: Eukaryota; Fungi; Glomeromycota; Glomeromycetes; Diversisporales; Gigasporaceae. The record is from the annotation of a GenBank genome assembly.